AUGCUGGCCAUUCUGGUCACAGUCUACGUUACCGCACUCAUUGCCAUCGGCCUACGACUUAUCGCAAAGAGUUUUGCAAAGAUAUGGAGCACAGAUGAUGCUUUGAUUGUCGCUGCCAUUUGUCCAGUGGCUACGAUGGGAUUCGGGACACAUCUUUACGACCUGCAGUCCGGACAACUGACGAAAAUAUUGCAAUUGUUAUAUGCCGCCGAGAUCGUUUACGUCUUCGUGCUUCUGUUCGCGAAACUAUCUCUGGUCACGUUCUACCUCCGCAUAUUUACGGUACCCAGGUUUCGGAUGGCGGCCUACUCUUUGAUUGCAUUCCUUGUGCUCGGACAGGUCAUUAUCGGAUUUCUGACCAUCUUCUCGUGCCAUCCGAUUGAACUCUUUUGGAACAAAGACAUUCACACCGGUGGCUGUCUCGACAUUAACCAACUGGCGUAUGCCAACUCAGCUCUCGCCAUUCUUCAGGACCUCAUCAUACUCGCCCUGCCGAUAGCAAUGCUGCCGGGCUUGCAAAUGAACAAGAACAAGAAAAUCUCCGUCGCUGUGAUCUUCCUUCUCGGCUCUGUCGGCUUCAUAUCGACCAUCAUCCGUCUCCAAGUUCUCGCGGUAUUCGGUAACUCGAUCGACCCGACGUGGGACUACGUUCCGGUGGUUUGGUGGACAACUAUCGAGCUUGGUGUCGUCAUCGUCUGCGCGUGCCUGCCCAUGAUCCGCAACCUCGUGGAGAAGUGGUUUCCCAACUUCAAGCUCUUCAAGUGGUCCUCGCCAAAGCCGUCGAAAGACAGCGUGGGAUCCUCUUCGGUCGGGACCGACGACAAAUCAUACAAGAUGGGGCGAUAUCAAAAGUUUGGCAGGAGCACCAGCCCGCCGCAGUUCAGCGACAACUACGUGCGUGAUCACAUCGGGGGGCCCCCAUCAAAGACCGACGAAAUUUCUCCGACAAAAUAUCGAGAUAUGUACGCUUACGGCGGAUCUAAGCCUAAGGUUUUGGAGGACCCCAUGUCACCACCUCAACCAUACGAUCUAUCAUGGAGGUCGACGAACCCCUACGGAAUAUCUGGCGAAAAUCCGUACGCCGUUGGAAAGACGAAUUACAGACUCAAUAUUGAAAUGUUGGAAAGAAAAGACAGGAAUUUUGAUGAGGAGCUUCCUGACAUUCCUGAGCAUCCUGAACAAACUGAGGUGGAGUACUACGGUCAAGCAAUUACGACGGGGGAGCACCCACAACCAUCGCGAUGUUCUCAUUGCGGGAGAUCACGCUGCGGCGACAUAUGA
Molecule: messenger RNA, 1281 nt
Organism: Colletotrichum chrysophilum
Lineage: Eukaryota; Fungi; Ascomycota; Sordariomycetes; Glomerellales; Glomerellaceae
Exons: 2
Coding region: 1-1281 (426 amino acids)
Source: RefSeq, a predicted model, not a curated record